AUGGCUGGCUGCCGAGACAAAAUUUUCUUUUUUAACUUCCUUAUUUCCUUUAAUCUUUCUUUUCAUCAUCUGUUCUUUUUUCAUUCCUUCCCCUUUUUUCUUAUUCUUUUCAUUAUUUUCAUUUUUCUUCCUUUUCUUUUUUCCUUAGUUAUUCAUUCUUUUUCAUUGUUUCCUUAUUAUAUUCUUUUUCCUUUUUCUCAUUCUUCUUUAUUUUCCCUCUAUUUUUACUUUUUCUUAUACUUAUUCUUUUUCCCUCUUUUUUUUCCUUUUACUCAUUCUUUUUUUCUUUCCCCCUCUCUUUUUAUCUUUUACUCAUUUUUUUCUUUCCCCUCUUUUUUUCCUUUUACUCAUUCUUUUUUCUUUCCCCCUCUUUUUUCCUUUUACUCAUUCUUUCUAUUCUCACUUUUUCCUUUUUCUCAUGCUGCUUUUUUUUCUCAUUUUUUGUUUCACCUUUUCUCAUUCUUUUUUCUUUGCUUGCUUUCAUUCUCUUUUGAUUUCCUCAUUUUUUAUGUUUUCUUAUUCUUCUUUCUUUUCUUUUUUUUGCUCUCAUUAUUUCAUUAUCCUCUUUCUUCUUAUUCUUCCCCCCCUACUCAUUUUCAUUUUUCUCAUUUUCAUUCCUUUUAA
This is a messenger RNA of Acanthosepion pharaonis, 624 nucleotides long. NCBI's taxonomy places the organism in Eukaryota, Metazoa, Mollusca, Cephalopoda, Sepiida, Sepiidae. The record is from the annotation of a GenBank genome assembly.